Dufourea novaeangliae is the source of this 968-nucleotide messenger RNA. Its product is annotated as bcl-2-related ovarian killer protein-like. The transcript is spliced from 4 exons. The record is from RefSeq and is a predicted model, not a curated record. NCBI's taxonomy places the organism in Eukaryota, Metazoa, Arthropoda, Insecta, Hymenoptera, Halictidae. Gene Ontology annotation, cellular component: mitochondrial outer membrane. Gene Ontology annotation, biological process: regulation of apoptotic process; intrinsic apoptotic signaling pathway in response to DNA damage; extrinsic apoptotic signaling pathway in absence of ligand. Gene Ontology annotation, molecular function: protein heterodimerization activity; protein homodimerization activity. Bases 94 to 945 code for a protein of 283 amino acids.
CGAAAUACUUCUAAACAUAAAAAAUAAAAUUCUUUUAUAUCCUUCAAGCCUGAGAAGUCUGAAUGGCAGGAACAUAUCACGGAGGAUCCUUCAAUGUCUGGGCUCGUCGGUUCGCUGCGCGGCUUGGAAGACACAUCCGGAAGUGGGACGCAACCAUAUCGAAGGAAUAGCCUUGCGAUUUCGUUGCACUCGAAUUUGGCCGGUUUCACGGCCGCUAAUAAUCCAGAGGUUUCGCCUUUCCACGUGGUCGAUUCGGCGCGAAGACGAUUCAGCAAUGUUAGCGAUGUUGUCUCCAGAAAGAUCUCCCACACGAUACGUUGGAGGACCGUGUCCGCUUCCGUUGAGCUUACCGUGUCGCAGGGUUCAUCGUUAUGCGCUCAGUACAUUCGAAAUCGACUAAAACGAUCCGGGAUCUUCCAUCGGAAGCUCGGCCUGAAGAGGAUGAGGAGCGCCAUGUUGCUUCCUGGCGGUGCUGUUGUCGGGGAGGUUUACCCGGAAUUGAUAUCCGUCGGGGCCGAGCUGGAGAAAAUGCAUCCGAACCUGUUCAAUCGAAUCGCUCGACAAAUCGGCUGCAGUAGUUUCACCUCGGAAAAAUCCACCAGCGGGGCCAUAGUCGACGUCUCCAGAGAAAUGAUCCGAAACGGUGAGAUGACUUGGAGCAAAGUGAUAGCCCUUUACGCCAUCGCCGGUGGCAUUGCUGUGGAUUGCGUGCGCCAGGGCAAACCUGAAUUUCUACCAGCCAUACAGAGAGGUAUUACUGAUGUUCUGGAAGAGGAUCUUGCUGUGUGGAUACAAGCCAACGGUGGAUGGUCUGCUUUGGUAACACGCUACCGACCGGUGGCAAAAGAGACAUCAUGGUACACGCGGAAGCUUGUGCUACUAUUUAUAUUUACCACACUAAUCGUCGUUAUGAUCUCGAUAUUUUUGAAGUUUUUAAUUUUGUAACGUCAUCUAAAUAUAUUUUCAUU